Messenger RNA from Cottoperca gobio, 1653 nucleotides. RefSeq names its product cysteine dioxygenase, type I (gene cdo1). The transcript is spliced from 5 exons. Gene Ontology annotation, biological process: L-cysteine catabolic process. The record is from RefSeq and is a predicted model, not a curated record. Lineage: Eukaryota; Metazoa; Chordata; Actinopteri; Perciformes; Bovichtidae. Gene Ontology annotation, molecular function: cysteine dioxygenase activity; ferrous iron binding. The coding region runs from base 79 to 684 and encodes 201 amino acids.
UCACAAAGUUGUUAGCCUGCGAGAGUCUUGUUGUUUUGACUGAAGAGAAUUUUCUGCUAAAUAAGUUAUUGCACAGAGAUGGAGCACACCGAGGUGGAGAAGCCAGAAACGCUGGAUGACCUGAUAAAAAUCCUGCAUAAAAUCUUCGAGAGUGACAACAUCAAUGUUGAUGAGGUCCAAGAUAUAAUGGAAGCAUAUCAAAGCAACCCUCAGGACUGGGCGAAAUUUGCAAAGCCUGACAAAUACAGAUACACAAGGAACUUGGUGGAUGAUGGUAACGGGAAGUUCAACCUCAUGAUUCUGUGCUGGGGAGAAGGCCACGGCAGUAGCAUCCACGACCACUCGGACUCCCAUUGUUUCAUGAAACUGCUGCAGGGUCAGCUGAAGGAAACGCUGUUUGACUGGCCAGACAGUAAAUUAAAAGGUGACAUGGUCCAGAAGUCACAGAGAAUUAUUCUGGAAAACAAGGUGGCUUACAUCAAUGACUCCAUUGGCCUGCAUCGUGUGGAAAAUGGAAGCCACACAGAGGGCGCAGCCAGUUUGCACUUGUACAGUCCCCCUUUCCAGACCUGCCAGACCUUUGACCAGCGGACGGGGCACACAAACUCUGUCAAGAUGACCUUCUGGAGCAAAAACGGGGAGAGGACUCCAUUUGAAACCACCGUCUCGCAAGAGAACAACUAACGGUCACCAAAGGAGGAUCUGGAUGAUGAAGACAGUUGCAUUUAAAAUGACACUGUUGGGAAAUUGAUUCAUGGUAAACUGCUGGGGAAGCAAAAUGUGGACAUACUAUGACUUAGCAACCCAUUUAAAAAAUCAGGAGCGGGCUGGUUCAAAAGGACAACCCGGUAAUUAGAAUGGCUUUAUCGCUGUCCAGUGUGAGCUUGGCAAAUACUGAUGAGCACAGGACGAAUGCAUGAAUAGGCUUGGACACGGAUUGAAUCUGCCUUUUGUUUGUUGGGCCUGAGGAGACCCUUUUCCAAUAACAACAUUCCUGUUCAUCCACAACCUGUGUAACGACACUUUUGUGAAGUUAUGGCCCAUAGUCUAAGAGUAGAGCUUUAGCAUUUCAAAACGGGGGGAAAUAUUGCUGUUAUAGUGUUUAAAUUUUAUAUCUCAACAAAAGGAAAACCGCUCUGCAAUUAACAGUUUUGUUAUCUAUGGAGCACUUUUAUAGCUGUAUUUACUGUCAAUUUAUACCACUCAAAAUUGUCUUAACACCUGCUGAAAAUAGCGACGUGUAACAUUGUUUGUGUAGUCUAAUUAGAAAAAAGUUUGUACCAUUUGCAUUUGGAAAAAGAUGUAAAGCUUUAGACUUGUGUUGUUUUUAAAAGAGCGAUGGUUGUAAUUUAUUUAGCAGGGAAGAGAGUGAUCAGCAAGCUUCCAUGUUACUCCUAAAUGUAUUCAUACUCAAGUUUUGACCAAGAGAGUCUUUUGUACUAUUAGCAGACAAUAUGUUCAGAUAAACCCAUACCUUUUCUCAGGAUUUUGGCAUAUUUUAAUUGUAGCUGUAUUUAUAUAGUGUGUAGCUUUUGCAGCAUAGCACCUCUCAUAGCACUGUCAAACGCAUGAAUGAUUUCUGUGAUGCAGUAAAUGAUAAAUCUGGCCAUAACUGUAGACCAAUAAACACAAUUACCCUUUCACAGAACUGCA